This is a messenger RNA of Phytophthora sojae, 225 nucleotides long. RefSeq lists its product as hypothetical. Bases 1 to 225 code for a protein of 74 amino acids. NCBI's taxonomy places the organism in Eukaryota, Oomycota, Peronosporomycetes, Peronosporales, Peronosporaceae. The transcript has 2 exons. The record is from RefSeq and is a predicted model, not a curated record.
AUGGCCGGUGAACCCGAGAGCCCGAACAACCAGAUCCUCAAGGUGGCCGACACAGUCAUGACCCCGCCGAGGAAGCUCCGACAACUGACGUCGCCGCCGAAGAUCAACCAGACACGCCCCGUGUACCCGAUGCGCAUCGGUCCCCUGAUGCCCUCAUUCGACGACUGGGGCGACGAGGAGCCCGAGGACGCGCAGCCCGUUAAGCCCUGGUCGCGAUCAGCAUGA